Messenger RNA from Oncorhynchus tshawytscha (Chinook salmon), 1593 nucleotides. RefSeq lists its product as uncharacterized. The record is from RefSeq and is a predicted model, not a curated record. Lineage: Eukaryota; Metazoa; Chordata; Actinopteri; Salmoniformes; Salmonidae. The transcript is spliced from 4 exons. Bases 566 to 1375 code for a protein of 269 amino acids.
GUCAAUUGUCUAUCUGUGCAUAAAUGAGAUUGAACAAAAAAAAUGCACAUUAUUUUAGCACCUAAUAGGACCUUAUGUAAAUGUUUAUGUGCAGUAGCUCACUUUUUAUGUGCACUAGCGACUUCGAAGUCACAUGAUCGCUCAUUGAAGCCAUGCAAACUCUAGGCAGCCCAUGUCCAGGCCUUGCUUAGACUAACAUCAAACAUUCAAAUAUCCGUGCUUUGCCAGUGACAUGGGACAUAGUAGUCACGGUGGACUUUUCCUUCGCAGCGACAGACGACAACAAACACGACAAGGAAAGGAAAUAUCAUAGUCAAAUAUGAACCCGAAUAUGCUACCUUCACUUUUCGGAUGGUUUGAACUUUUAUCCGUGAAUUGUUGAUACUACAGCGAAAGGGUGCCCACACCUUCCGUUAGCGCGACAGUGAGAAGAUGGUGGUCUCCUUGAAGCAGGUGGGGACUACAGCCUGGGACAGGGACAGGAUGAAGAUGUUCAAGAAGACACCCGCCAGCUGGUCAGCACACACUCUGAGGACUAGCCAAGCUUCACUGCCCAGUUGGCCAGAUGGGAUGCCAAUGCUGUAAGAUGAUUAAAAGGAAUAGGGACCCGGCAGAGAGCUCUCUCUACCAGCCCCACCACCUCCCAGCAGACGGCGGGGACCAGUCCAACAACAAGCAGAAGCAGGACUUUCACAACCUGGGCUUCAGCAACAGCAACAAGUACAACGAUGGAGAAGAUGGAGGACGAGGCCUCAAGCUGGAGAUCGACAACAACCAGAUCAACAGGCUUCACGCCGUGCCCGCCAACCCAGAGAGGGGGCAGGGAGUCAAGCCUUGGGCAGGGGAGGGUGGUGGUGGUGGUAGGGGUCUGUAUAUCCUCCAUCCAGAGGGCCAGGUUCCAAGACGAGAUCCAUCUAAGGGCCCCAGCCAAGUUCCAAUCUACCCUAACACACUCUCCCUGGAUCAUAGUCACCAUCUGACACAUUUGGGUGACAAUGACUCCCACAAGAUUAGGAUGUUCCGAAAUAGCUCGGACCCCUCCUGGCCCGGUGUGGGGUGCUACACCUCGUUGACGGAUGAGCUGGAUGAGGGGGUGGGGGGCACACCUGAGUACCUGUGUGACACAGGGGAUGAGGAGAGCGUCAUGUCUGCGGAUAUUCCAACUAGUACAACUAGCCUGUCCUCGGCAGACACGAAGGAUGAUAGGAGGGCGCCGGACGCCACUACCGUAGAGAGCGGGACCAGGAUCUCGGUGACGAAGAGCGAAGAUGAGGGACGGGAAGAAGAUGAUGUGUAUCACAUCACAGACUCUAUGGUGGCGGAAGCUCUAGCAGCUCUAGAUGCGGCAACCGCCGGGGAGGACUAUGAGGACUAACUCUUUAAAAACUCUUAAAUAUUUUCUACAAGGCCUCAUACUAUUUCAAAAGCACAAUCUAACUUCGAUAUCUAUUCAGCUUCAAUAUCUGCUGCUUUUUUUUAACUAAAAUAUGGAUUUAUUUUUUAACAUACUGUAGAACAUGCAUAUUUGUCUUGUGAGUCACAUGGGCAUACAGUACCAGUCAAAAGUUUCUUUAUUUUUACUAGUUUCUACAU